AUUUGUCGUCAGCUCGCGAAAUCGCGUGAACGUGUCAAGCCUCUUCUAGGUUAGCUGCGAGCCACGAGAGCAGGUUAGAAUACCGCGGGCGAGACGAGCGUGACGCUUUUGCUACGCACUUUCAACGUAAUCCUCGAGCAAGAUGAUACGUCGAAGUCCAACACGCAUAGAGAUGCGCCUGGACGAUUUGCAAGAAUACGAAGACAUAAAAAAAGCACAUGAGGCCAAGAAAGAUCCCGAGAGAAAAACAUCCAUGAAUCCUCCUGCAUGGGGCGGAAAGGUUCCCCAGAGCGAGAUCCAGGAACGCAUCGGUUACAUGCAGCAGCCGCAGCAGCAUCCGGCCACGCAUAAUCGAUCUACAAUGUAGCAAAUUUAUAGGACAUGUAUCAAUAAAAUUAUGUACGAUUUAAUAGAACCUUUUAGGUUUUAAAUUUUAUAUUAUUUGACAUAAUUUUGUAUAAAUAUUGCUAUAUCUUUUAUAUAAUCUUUAUAUUAAUAUCUUAUAUGAUAGAUUUAUUCCUCACUCAUACAAUUAGAAUAAUUGCUUUUAUUAUUAAGACAACGUUUCUAUUUACAAAUGUUUAAAGUUUGAUUUUCUGUUUCUAUUUUUAUUUGCGAAAUUACAUGAAAUAUAUAAUAUUAAUGAA
Messenger RNA from Ooceraea biroi (clonal raider ant), 647 nucleotides. RefSeq names its product anaphase-promoting complex subunit CDC26. Lineage: Eukaryota; Metazoa; Arthropoda; Insecta; Hymenoptera; Formicidae. Gene Ontology annotation, cellular component: anaphase-promoting complex. The record is from RefSeq and is a predicted model, not a curated record. Gene Ontology annotation, biological process: protein K11-linked ubiquitination; anaphase-promoting complex-dependent catabolic process; regulation of mitotic cell cycle.